Molecule: messenger RNA, 2622 nt
Organism: Plasmodium falciparum 3D7
Lineage: Eukaryota; Apicomplexa; Aconoidasida; Haemosporida; Plasmodiidae
Gene: MSH2-2
Product: putative DNA mismatch repair protein MSH2
Exons: 1
Coding region: 1-2622 (873 amino acids)
Biological process (GO): maintenance of DNA repeat elements; mismatch repair
Cellular component (GO): nucleus
Molecular function (GO): ATP-dependent DNA damage sensor activity; ATP binding; mismatched DNA binding
Source: RefSeq, a predicted model, not a curated record
AUGUCAUGUACUGAUGAAUGUGAAGACAAAAGCCGAGUUAUAAGUUUCAAUUUAGAUGUGAGAAACAAUAUUCGAUAUGUAGGUAUAUGCAUAUACGACAUAUAUAGUAACGAAUUUUCUUUAUGCGAAUAUAUAGAAAAUGAACAUUUUACUGUUUUAGAAUCCAUUUUAUUACAAACGAGACCUAGUAGUUGUCUAUAUUUAUCACAUAAUGAGAAAAUAGAUGAAAAAAGAAUUAAUUUAAUAUUAAAUUUAUGCGAUAUAAAAUCUAAGGAGCUACCAAAAAUAUACUAUGAAUCGUGUUCGAUAGAAAAUGAUCUUAUGAAAUUAUUAAAAGGAAGUGACAUAAAACAAUGUGUUCAUUUUUUAACAGAUCUACAAUUAGCUUGUAAAUGUUUAUGUAGUAUAGUGAAACAUUUAGAUUUAUUAAAUGAUAACGGUUCUAUAAAUAAAUGUAUUUUAAAAAAUUAUCAUAUUAAUAAAUAUCUUAAGUUAGACAAAGCUGCUAUGGUUGCUCUAAAUAUAUAUGAUGAUAUACAUAUAGAUUAUGGUAGUAACAAAAAUACAACGAAAAUAAAUUCAUCAUCUGCUAACACAUUAACACUUUAUAAAUUUCUAAACAAAUGUAAAACAAAAAUUGGACAACGGAAAUUAUUAAAUUGGAUAAUACACCCGAUAAGGGAUGAAAAGAAAAUAAAUGAGAGAUUAGAUAUGGUAGAAAUAUUUAAAGAAGAAAGUGUUAUUAGAUCUAUAAUUCAAUCGGAUUAUUUAAGAAAGGUAUGUGAUUUACAAAUAAUAAUAAAAAAAUUUAAAACUACUAGUAGUUAUCUUAAUGAUACUAAGGAUAAUAUAAAGGGUAGUAAUAAUAAUGAUAAUAUAUAUGAUCAUAAUAAUAAUAAUACUAUGAUAAUGAAAAAAAAGAAUUACAAUAUAAUCUUCAAAAGCAAACAUUCGUGUAAUUUAGAAGAUCUGGUUAAAUUAUAUGACACCAUUGUUGUAUCCAAAAAAAUAUAUUACCUAUUAAAUGAUUAUAAAGGUACAAACCAGGAUACCCUAAAUAAAAAAAUAUUGAAACCUUUAGGUGAGUGUCUUAUAAAACUAGAACCUUAUUUAAAGCUUAUCGAAUUAACCAUCGAUUUUGAAGAAAUAGAAAAGCAAAAUAACUAUUUAAUAUCUAGGACAUUUGAUGAUGAUCUGGAUUUAUUAGCUACACAAAAAGAUAAUAUAUAUAAUUUAAUAAAAGAACAUAGACUCGAGGUAGAGGAGGAUAUACAAUAUUUAAAAGGAAAAGAAAAAAUAAAAAAAAAAGCAACAACAUCUAAAUUAAUAGGAGGAACAAUAAAUAAUUCAAAUAAUAAUUAUAAUAAUAAUAAUAUUAAAGAAGAUAUAAAAUUAGUCGAAUGUAAUAUAAAUAUAUUUCUAUUUAGAGCUGUAAAAAAAGAUAUAAAUUAUAUACAAGAAAGAAAAAAUAUAUAUAUACAAGUAAGAAUGAAUAAAAAUGAAAUAUUAUUUCAUACAAACAAAUUAAAAAAUUUAUGUAGACAAUACGAACAUAUAUUAAAUCAAUAUAAUAUAGCACAAGAAAGUUUAGCUCAUAAAGCAAUACAAGUAGCAUGUUCAUAUUGGGAACCUAUAAUAAUAUUAUCAAAAAUAAUAUCUGAUAUUGAUAUUUUUUGUUCCUUUGGAUUUAUAUGUUGUUCUAGUAUAUCAACAUAUGUAAGACCAGAAAUUGAAGAGAAUGGACAUAUAUUACAUAUGAAAAAUUCUCGUCAUCCAUUAGUUGAAUCGAAUUUAUUAUUAAUAAAUAAUUUUAUACCCAAUGAUGUUUAUAUGAAUAAAGAUAUUACACGAUUAAAUAUUAUUACAGGCCCAAAUAUGGGAGGAAAAAGUACAUACAUCAGACAAAUAGCUCUUAUAUGUGUUAUGGCACAUAUAGGAUGUUUUGUUCCUUGUACUUAUGCAAAAAUACCCAUCUUUACACAAAUUAUGUGUCGAGUCGGAUCAUCCGAUAUACAAUUAAAAGGAAUUUCUACAUUCUUUUCAGAAAUGAUCGAAAUCGCAGCCAUUAUUAAAAACGCAGAUCAAAAUUCAUUAAUCAUUAUAGAUGAAUUAGGAAGAGGUACAUCAACAUAUGAAGGUUUUGGUAUCAGCUGGUCCGUUGCACAUUAUAUCCUAAAUACUAUAAAAUGUUUUUGCUUAUUUGCUACACAUUUUCAUGAAAUGUCAAACUUAGAAGAUGAAUAUAAAGGAGUAAUCAAUAAUCAUGUAGGAGCCAAAAUUGAUACAGAAAAAAAAAAAAUCUCCUUCUUAUAUGAAAUUAAAAAGGGUUAUGCUGAUAAAAGUUAUGGAGUAUAUGUUGCUCAAAUAGCACAAUUACCAAAAUCUGUUAUUCAUAAAGCUUUCCAAAAAUCAAAAGAAUUAGAAUCGGUUGAAAAUAGACACUAUUUUAAAAAAAAAUUACUAACUCAAACUAAUCAACAAAAUGACACAAACCAUACAUCUAAUUAUAAUAAAUCCAUAUCUUAUUUAAAAGAGAUAUUUAACGUCACACAUGAACAAGAAUUCUUAACAGCAUUCAAAAAAUAUAAACAUGAACUCAAAAAUAUAUUCAAUGAAAUAUAA